Messenger RNA from Myzus persicae (green peach aphid), 2472 nucleotides. RefSeq lists its product as uncharacterized. The record is from RefSeq and is a predicted model, not a curated record. Gene Ontology annotation, molecular function: zinc ion binding; nucleic acid binding. The transcript has a single exon. NCBI's taxonomy places the organism in Eukaryota, Metazoa, Arthropoda, Insecta, Hemiptera, Aphididae. The coding region runs from base 1 to 2472 and encodes 823 amino acids.
AUGAAUGGUGACCAAGGUUCCGCUAUGAGUGCACCGGUAGCACCUACCUACGUCGAGUUGUACACAAUGGUACAACAGCUAGGUGAGCAGUUGAGGGUCAUGACUGAGAACCAAAGGCAAAAUGCUUUCUUGAACAGUGACGACCCGAGUCGUGUUGGUAGUGCUACUACUGAAUUCCGCAUUGUUCCGGAUCUAAACAAAACUGUAAAAGAAUUCUGUGGACGAGAAACGGCGUGUGAAGCGGAAGACUGGUUCGAGUCUGUGAACACAUUGGCGCGAAUAAAUAACUGGCCAGACGGCUACAGGUUGCAGUUCAUACGCUCGUGUUUGGUUGGGGCCGCACGAAAUUGGUUCCUGGGACGUGAGUUUGAAAACUGGGACGAUUUUUCGUCUAAGUUUAAAUCCACGUUCGCGAGGGGAAUGCGCGUCACCGACAAGUGGAACCAAAUGCAAAAACGCGUCCAACAAAAGAACGAACAUAUAGUAGACUUCUUCCACGAAAAAAUAAGGAUGUGUCGGGAAUUAAAGCUGUCCUUCGAUGAAAUAAAGGAUCAUGUGUUGCAGGGUGUAUAUUCACGCGAGCUGGCCAUUUUCGCAUUGAGCAACAAACACGGAGACGAAAACCAGUUGCUCGGAGACCUCCUUGAGUGGGAACGUUUGAAUGCUUUGCGUAACGGUAUAAGCCGAAAAGAUGAACCGGUCGACAAAAGGAGCGAAAAGUAUAAAAGGCCUGAAAAAAAUGCAACGGCGACUGUGAAUCAAGUGCCGUUGUACGUAGCACCGCACCGACGGGAAACUAAGACCGCUACGACUAACGGAGAAUUACCAAGUAGCGAACAGGUCGAGUGCUGGUAUUGUCACAAGACUGGCCAUGUCGGACGCGAUUGUCUCCAGCGUCGAGAGAAGUUGACAUGCUAUGGUUGCAGUGGUAAAGGUCACUUAAAAAGAGAUUGUCCGGGACGGAGUAAUGCAGAAACCAACGUGACAGCGACGGGAGUCGCAGUUGACAACCCACACCGGUAUUUAAAGAACGGAGUCGUACGAGGUGCUGUAGUAAGUCUGCUAGUAGACACAGGAUCGCAUUACUCACUAAUAAAACAAAGCGUGGCCAAAAGAAUUGGAUUGGUGAUCGAGCACGCCGCGCAACCGUUGUACGGAAUUGGUAGCGUAACCGUGCCCACCACGACAACGGUUGGACGGGCUUUGGAGAGUAUAACAGUGGAUGGUGUCGAAGCUGGACCCGUAACGUUAUUGGUAGUACCUGACGACGCACAGCGCACGGAAUUGAUAGUAGGUAGAGGUUGGCUAGAUCUACCUUAUGUCACAUAUUACAAGACCAGCAACGACCUGAUCAUAAAAAGGAUUGAUAAGAACUGUCUGAGUACGUCGACAGGAAACUCAGAUAUAACAAGUAGCACCGAUGCUAUGGUACAUGUGACAGAAGUUGACGAGUCGCUGUACAGAGAGCCGCUGACGGAGGCAGACUUUAAGUAUGUAAUCACUGAAGCGACAAGAGCGGAGAAGGACAAGUUGCUGGUGUUGCUUAACUCAUACAGAGACACCUUUGCAAAAAACCUAAACGAACUCGGCUGUACCGAAAUGGCUGAGCUCCGUAUAGAUGAAGAGGAAGGCAGCAAACCGGUGACUUGUAGACCGUACAAGGUGUCAUUGGCAGAACGCAAAGCUAUGGCCGAGAUAAUCGCUGAGUGGAAAUCGUGCGGAAUAGUCACGGAGACGCGGUCACCAUAUGCGAGCCCUGUGCUGCUGGUAUCACAGAAAGGCGGUAAGUCAAGACUAGUGGUUGAUUAUAGGCGCUUGAACAGACAGACUCGGAGACAAAACUUUCCACUACCAAGCAUGGAUGAGCAGAUUACAUUGCUCGGAACCGGACAGCUGUUCGUCCAGCUAGACCUUGCUAAUGGAUAUUUCCAAGUGCCACUAGCAAGGGAAUCUAGAGAAAAAACUGCCUUCAUUACACCAGACGACACGGGUGAGUUCACAAGAACACCGUUCGGCCUAGCUGGAGCACCUGGGGAAUUUCAACGACUGAUGAACGUAGUGCUGGGAGAGCUGCGUUGUACAUUAGUCAAGAGUUAUUUGGAUGAUUGGGUGUUGGAGGCCAAUGACUGGGAAGAUAUGCUGACCAAAUUGGAACUAGUGUUGAAGUGCUUGAGAAAAGCCAAACUUACGUUGAGACCCGGUAAGUGUAUGUUCGGAACUAAAGAAAUCGAAUUUUUGGGUUUUGUAAUUACCAAGGGCGAAAUUAAACCUGGUCGGGAGAAAACAAGGUCGAUAUCUGAUUUUCCAAGACCAAACAAUAUACACGAACUGCGGAGGUUUCUAGGGCUGACUAGUUUUUUUAGAAGGUUCGUGAAAGGGUACGCUGUCCUUGCGGAACCACUGACUCGGCUGACGAAGAAGGAGGCUUCAUAUACAUGGGAGCAAAACAGGAGGACGCUUUCGUCCAACUAA